Molecule: messenger RNA, 11041 nt
Organism: Wyeomyia smithii (pitcher-plant mosquito)
Lineage: Eukaryota; Metazoa; Arthropoda; Insecta; Diptera; Culicidae
Product: insulin-like receptor
Exons: 16
Coding region: 1002-6608 (1868 amino acids)
Biological process (GO): multicellular organism development; protein phosphorylation; glucose homeostasis
Cellular component (GO): insulin receptor complex; membrane; axon
Molecular function (GO): insulin receptor activity; ATP binding; insulin receptor substrate binding
Source: RefSeq, a predicted model, not a curated record
GCAAUCGCAAGUAUCUUUCGGGACUGCCGCGUUGCGUUCGUCGCGCGUGCACCUCGUGAAUUGUGUAGCGAAACUACUUCUUUUUCAAUUUAGUGCCUGUUUAUACCGAGAAGAAGAAUUUCGAUAUAUUUAUUGGCUAAAUUUGUACCAAACGUGCGUAUCUUUGCGAAAACAUAUAAAUUUAUACGGUUAAGUUUGAUUCGAUUGAUGGUAGUCCAGAUCGUCUCCGUUAACCGUUCAUUGACUUCGUUUUUGAAUUUGUCAAGUGACCGUUUUCUGGUGGAACAUAAACCUGUGAGUGAAAGUGUCAAACUGCGCUGUUGAAGUGUACAGUUUUAAGCCAGAUAGAGAGGAUUAUUGUGAGCUGCAUUUUAGUGGAUGAUUUAAAAGAUAUUGAACAGAACAACGGGAUUGUAACCGGGUAACCACCGGAUACACGGAAUCCGGAAGUGCUGUGCUACUGUUGGAAUUUUCUGUGCUAGUGAAAGAAGUGAAAAAUACAAACUUUUCGUCUUUGCCCGACGAAAACGAAAGAUAUUGCGUAUCAAGAAUUUAUGCUGCCAUCGUCGUAGUCGUCGUCGCCGCCACCACGAUUCGAGAUUGGCAAGUGCGAGUGCAAGAACGAAAGCGCGCAGGCACCGUACACCGCGCGGUGAGUGACAGCGAAAGAAAAAGAGAGAUAGAAGAGGAGGCGAUCGUGAGCAGCAGGCAGCUCCAAGUGAGUGAAGAAGCAGCGCACUGAAAGGGCGGGUCAGUGUGGAAGAGGAGUGUUGCGGGAAUCUAAAUAUUUGGAUAUAAACGCGUAGUAUUGCGCGUAGUGUAUGACGUAGCCGCCCUGUAGUUGUGGCUGCAAAAGUGAUGAAAUUCUGCCGGAAGUAGAUGCCGAUUCGCGCUGAUAGGCGAAAGGUGGUUCUGAUGAAAGUAGCUACAAAAUGUAGCACGGUGUGUAGUUCCUUAAAGGUCGACAAGCAGCAGUCAGUCAGUGAUGAAACGCGGAAAAAAUGUCUCAAAAUUUUGGUUACAAGUGGCAAGUGAAAUUGGGUAACGUAGAAAUGUGUUCCUCGCGAAAAAAGGCGGAGGAAAGAGCCGAGCGGCAGGAAGGUCCAUCCCGUCGUCGGCUAAGACCGGCAGUCUCGGAUGGUGCAAACAGUGAUGAAGAUAUGAUGGAGUGCCGCAGAACGAGACAGUGCAAUGAAACAAAUCACGAGCAGCAACAGCAGGCAAAUGAGGAAAUCGUGCAACAGCAGCAAUCGGAAGUGGUGGUAGUGUUCCCUAAAAAAUAUUUUCCUCCAUCAGGAUUGACCAACCUGUUGGAGCAGCUAGCGACCAAGCUGAAGCAAAAGCAUAGGACAGAACGUCCGAAGGAGUGCAUGGGAAAGAGAGCGAAGAAUCGUUGUGCUUGCGAAGAAAUGAGUGAAAUCGGUGCAGAGAAGAGUGUAGAAAUGUGUCACCAGAGAAACCAACGAAUAAGAGCAACAGCAUCAGCAACCGUUGCCGCCCCGGUUCCACGGCCCGGCAAGCUGGUUUGGCUCCUGAUGGCCAGCGUGCUUCUGUUCAGUGUGUUCAUUGCACCCGUCACUCCGGUGCAAGGCAACGAAAUUAGGCCGGAGAGACGAGAAUACAAGAAAGGAGAAGUGUGCGGCAGUGUGGACGUGCGAAAUUCACCCUCCAAUCUGGAGCGGCUGAAGGAUUGCGUCGUAGUCGAGGGCUUCGUGCAUAUUCUCCUGAUCGACAAGUACAGCGAGGCGAGUUUCGAAAACUAUUCCUUUCCGCUGCUAACAGAAAUCACCGAAUAUCUGCUGCUGUUCCGGGUGAAUGGCCUGAAGACGUUGCGGAGGCUCUUCCCGAACCUGGCCGUCAUCCGGGGCAGCUCACUCGUCAGUAACUACGCAAUCGUGAUCUACGAGCUGAUGCACAUUGAGGAAGUUGGCCUAAUUUCGCUUACCCACAUUACUCGCGGUGGUGUUCGGAUCGAGAAGAACCCGAAGCUUUGCUUCGCUAAUACGAUCGACUGGAAUGCGAUAGCUUCCGGGGCGGAAAACUACGUAAAGGAUAAUCAAAAGGAAAAUGCUUGCCCGAUCUGUCCAACGGAAACCAGCCUGGUGCUGCCGGAUGGAACGAACCUAACUCAGCGAUGCCCAAUAGCUCCAACCAAAGGACUGGUUCCACAUCACAAGGAACAUCGGAAGACGCUCUGCUGGAAUGCCAAUCACUGCCAAAAUAAAUGCCACGACACCUGCCCAAACAAGUCGUGCACCGUGACCGGCGAGUGCUGCGACGAAACGUGCCUCGGUAGCUGCACCGGCCGGAACGGGUCCAACUGUUCCGUCUGUCGACAUCUGAGCAUCGAUCCGGCCGGCCGGCGGCAGUGCGUGACCAAGUGUCCGGAGGGUAUGUUCGUCUACCACAGCCGCUGCAUAACGGCCGACCAGUGCUACACCAUCAAGAAGCCCAUCUCGCUGGACUCGAAUCAGGAUUUGCCGCAGUAUCCGUACAUUCCGCACAACGAAACGUGCAUCAUGGAGUGUCCGGCCGAUCACGAGCUGCAGAUAGUAAACGACAAAAGGCGCUGCAAGAAGUGUGACAAGGGAGCCUGUCCGAAGCGCUGCGGUGGGGGUAAUAUCGAUAACAUACAAAGCGCUCAGUCGCUAAAAGGAUGCGAGAUUAUCGAAGGAUCCUUGGAAAUACAGCUGAGAAGUCGUGGGGGAGAAAACAUAGUCAAAGAGUUGGAGAAAUUUCUUAGUAGCAUCACGGAAAUCACGGGCUAUCUGAAAGUUGUGCGGUCCUAUCCACUGCUUUCGUUAGGAUUCCUGAAAAAGCUUAGGAUAAUUCACGGAACGCAUGCAAAAAUUUCAAAUUCAAGUUUGUACAUAGUGGAGAACCAGAAUCUGCAGGAACUGUUCGAUCGUAAUGUGACCAUCCGCGAAGGAAAGUUGUUUUUCUAUAACAACCCGAUGCUGUGUGUGGGAAAAAUUCGUGAACUGAAGGCUGUCAAUCCGAAGAUCGAAAUCGAGAACGAGGCUCAGCUGGCGGCAAACAACGGAGAUCGGGCUGCUUGCGAAAUUACCGAGCUGGACACUAGCUUGAAGUCGGUUUCAGCCGAGACGGCCAUCAUCCAAUGGGCACCGUUUACACAGUUGGCAGACAUCCGACAGUUGCUGGGGUACGUUAUCUACUACAUCGAGGCGCCGUUCCAGAAUGUAACAUUUUUCGACGGAAGAGAUGCAUGCAACACGGAAGGUUGGAGGCUGGACGAUAUCAGCGAGUUUAACACGGAAAACUAUACGAGCAAGAUCCUAACGCAGCUCAAACCUUACACGCAGUAUGCUUACUAUGUGAAGACUUACACGCUAGCUUCCGAGGGACUGGGAGGUCAAAGCAGGAUUAAGUAUUUCAUUACGGCACCCGGUACCCCAGCCGUUGUGAGGGAUGUGGAUGUCGAAGUUUUUCCAAAUGAGGACAUGCUGACAAUUAAAUGGCUCCCACCGUUGAAGAUGAAUGGUAAUCUGCGUUACUACGAGGUUUUUGUUGAGCUGAACGCCGACGGCAAAGAGAUGCUAAACCAACGAAAUUACUGCAACGAAGAAAUCGAUAAAAGUUCAACGGCAAACGCACCCGUAGAAACCCCGACGUUGGCACCGCCAGCGAAAUUUCCUUACAUCGGAGAUGUUUGCACAGAGGAACAGUGCAGUAAGUUCUGUCCGGCCACGUCCAAGGGAGAAUUGUUCGAUCGAACAGAAGCUGAACAACAGAUAAGCUUCGAGGACCAGUUGCAUAAUUAUGUAUACAUUAAAAAUCCAACCCUGCGAGAUUCGACAAAUCGCCGAAAACGCAGUCUUGGGAUGGCCAACAACGUUUCGAUCGUAUUUCCGAACAUCACUGAUUCGAACAACAUCGAGAGCAAGGAUCGCCAAACAAUGAUGGAUUCAACUGCGCAAUUCUAUCUGACGCUGUUCAACACCACCAAUAAUACCAGUUUCAGCAUACCGCUCAGUUCUAUGAAGCAUUAUUCACUUUACGUGUUCAAAGUACGCGCCUGUAGAGAACGCGGUGUGAGUCCGGGCAACAAUGUGAAGCUGGUUGAUUUGGAUUCCGCUUGCGGCACUGAAGUAAUUCACAAUUUCCGCACGCCUACCAAGAAGGGAGCCGAUGAUAUUCCGAUGGAUUCGAUCCUAGUGGAAGAACAGUCGAACCAAACGCAGCGUGUGAUCAAAGUACAGUGGAGAGAACCGACCAAACCGAACGGUCCAAUUGUGUCCUACUCGAUCAAGUACCAGCGUAUGGAUGACUCUGUUCAGGCGAGCGUACAGUGUGUUUCCUAUCAGGAAUUCAGUCAAAGCGGAUUUACCUACUUGCCCAAGCUGGAACCAGGCAACUACAGCAUCCGUAUUCGAGCUAACACGAUCGCUGGUGAUGGCGGCUAUUCAUUACCGCGAUAUAUUCUACUGGAGCGGGAGGGCAGCAUACCUGUUUGGCAGUGGAUACUUUUCCCUUUUUUAGCUAUAUUGUUGGUGGUCGUGCCUUUAGCUUACUAUUACAAAUGUCAUUAUCUACCGGUGCAAAAUAUGCGAUUGAUAGCCCAGGUGAAUCCAGACUACGCCGGCGUUAUCUACAAGGUCGACGAGUGGGAAGUCGAACGGGAACACAUUAUUCAGCUGGAGGAGCUCGGUCAGGGUUCCUUCGGAAUGGUAUACAAGGGAAUUUUAACGUAUCUACGUGGUGUCAACGGGAACAUUCCGUGUGCCAUCAAAACGGUCAACGAGAACGCAACCACCAAAGAGCGUGAAAGCUUUCUUAUCGAAGCGUCCGUCAUGAAGCAAUUCCAUACGCAUCACGUCGUUCGGCUGCUGGGGGUCGUAUCGCAAGGUGACCCAACGCUCGUCAUCAUGGAACUGAUGGCGAACGGCGAUCUAAAGGGUUAUCUGCGGCGACACCGACCGGACUACGAGAACGGGGAUGAACCGUCCCCACAACCGCCUACGCUUCGGCAGAUCUAUCAGAUGGCAAUUGAGAUAGCGGACGGGAUGGCGUACCUGUCAGCGAAAAAGUUCGUCCAUCGAGAUCUGGCAGCUCGCAACUGUAUGGUGGCGGGAGAUCUGACCGUCAAGAUUGGUGACUUCGGUAUGACCCGGGACAUCUACGAGACGGAUUACUACCGAAAGGGGACAAAAGGUUUUCUCCCGGUGCGAUGGAUGUCGCCAGAGAGUCUCAAAGACGGCGUGUUCAGCAGCAGCAGCGAUGUGUUCAGCUACGGCGUAGUCCUAUGGGAGAUGGCUACGCUUGCCUCGCAGCCCUAUCAGGGUCUCACCAACGAUCAGGUACUGCGGUACGUAAUCGACGGUGGUGUCAUGGAGCGGCCGGAAAACUGCCCAGACAAACUAUACGAUCUAAUGCGGCGGUGCUGGCAGCACCGACCGACAGCACGGCCUACUUUCCUGGAUAUCAUCAACAUGCUGCUGCCGGAUGCCAACGAUCGGUUCCUCGCGGUGUCAUUUUACAACUCCCCAGAUCAAGAACCAGCGCAGCAUCAAAUAAACAUGGACGAUGUUACCACCCCGUUGCACCCUGGCGGAGGCGGCAGCGGUGGCGGCGAUGAUGACAUGGACAAGGACGAGGAGAUGCACAUCGGGGACGUCGGCACUGACGACGAGUUCUCGAUGGAGAUGACCAAUAGUCACCUGGUGCCGAACAACGGUCCGACGGCCACCAUCCGCUCGCCGCACUCGCCACUAAGGGAGCAACUUGGAAACCGAUUGAUCUGUGAUUCAUUAGCCAUAUCAUAUCAUAGUAGGGAUAUUGAUGAAACCAUAGCCGAAGAGGAGGAACCGAUUGAGGAGGACGAUGACGACGACGAGGAAGAUGAGGAGAGCGAUCACGCGGCGACAGGUGCGCAUGCGGAUACAGCCGAACUGGUGGUUGUAGAUGAAACGUCGGCAAGAGAAACGGCACCGUCAAGGAGUCGUGGUCGUGAGGGCAGAGAUCGCCGCAGUAAUAGCAGAAAUAGAGAACCCGAGCAGAGUGGUAACACUAACAACAGAAAUAGCAGGGUUAAGAGUAGAAGCGUCAGUCCCGGUUAUUGUGGAAUGUCUCGUAGCCACGAUGCAACGCCAGGGAGUAGUCAAAGCAGUCAGAACAAGCGAAGAAGCGGAAGUAGCGAGUUUGCGGGUAACAUAACGCAACAUGACUACGUGAACAGUGCUCCCGGGGUGCUGCUUUCCGGCGGUGCUAACUUGUCUGGUAGUGGUCACGCUAUCAAUGCCGGACUCGGGUCGAUUCCAAUGAUUCCUCCACCACCGCAGAAACAACAAUCCCUUAAUAGGCAACAGCAACAACGGCUGGUCGAUAUAGACUCGGAUCCCUAUGGGAAGGAGUUUGACGCGAUCAGCUCCGAUAGUAGUAGAAUUUCAGCAGCAACUGCAGCAGGAGCAGCGGCAGUACCGAUAUCAGCAACAGGUAGAAUAAAUGGUCGUGUUGGUCUCCAUUCGCAACUGCAGCAGCAGCAGCAACCCGAAAGUAACAAAGAAUUCGUUCCUCCCCGGUUGAGGAAUGGUUUCGUAGAAAGGGCUGUACUUUGGUCUCCGACCGAGGGUUCUACCGGCGAAGUGUGAGACUGCACGAUCACUCGAGACAGCAAAUGGAAGCGGAUGUAAUCACACAAUACACAGUUCCGUGCGUGUGUGCGCCAGCCAACAGCGGGCGCACGAACACACAUGCACACAAUUAACAGUUCCACGUGUCCGCCAGCAGCUGGCGGGUACAAGCUGAAAAUGAUACAGGCUAGCCUUAGGCACUCGCAAUGAUGGGCCAUAGAUAGCAGAAGAAGUAAACAAGUAUUCAAACAAAAAACCCCUUUUAACCAGUAAAUCUUUUAAGUCCACCAUCAUUCAUACUCAUCAGUCGCUCACUUACAUGAACAAAAAUACACACACACACACACAUACAAUCGAUCAUUACACUAACAUACUUAGAUAGGUGUCCUUCGAUUUCUUGUUCGUUGUUUAGCCUACCAAAUCUAACACAACAGUAAUCGCGAAAUAUAAACAUAAAACCACAACAAAAAAUGAAACAAAUAUCCAAAGAGGCUACUACAAACCAUGCAAUGAAAUUAACUAACAAACUAUCCCUUCCAUGUUCUGUGGGAAAAAAAAGUUCUCUACCCUUCAACGCGAGCAAACGCAAACGUUCGCAGACGUUUUGGCUGUCCCCGCCCCUUCCUUUUGUACAAUCGCUCCUCCUCCUUCUUUGGACAUUCGAAAGAUUUCCACUUUAGACAAAUAGAGAAUAAAAAAUUGAAACGAAAGAUAGAAUGAAAAGUACCAUUCAUUAAUGUAUAGAAAGCAUAAAUUCGUUUCGCAUUAGUUUAUUUAUCGAACGGAAACUUUUACCCGUACAAAACAAUAGAGCGCAUAAACUGUCACUUACAAAAAAAAAAAAAACUUCACCAUGGAGACGAACAGGCAAUCUUUUCAUGAUUAGACAGGAAGGAAAGCAGAAAACAAAAACAAAUCUAAUAGAAGCAACAGACUGACCGACAGCUAGAAAGCAAUAUUUUUUUUGUUUUUCAUUUUUUAUAUUUUUUUAUUUUUUGCUCUAAUUUCAAUCCCACCAGAGGUAGUAACAUAACGCAAGCAGUAACAAGCUAAACAAGAAAAAUAAACACUCAAACACACAUGCAAGCACCCAAAUCGAAACGGAAUUAUAGAGAAUUACUGAAGAAUAGGCACAUGGUGCAAUACAUGUGCGUAGUUUUAUAAUGAGCAUGAUAGAGAGAAAGAAAUGCGAGUGCGAAAAGGAUGUGUGAACGGGUUCUGUUUUUGUUGUUGGAUGGAUAUAGAGAGAAAACAAUACGUUUAUUAUCAUUAUACUAUUUAAGAAAUCACUUGGUAAAAAAAGAAAAGAAAGCAAACACGCUGUAGGUUAGAUUAAAUGAACCAGAGCAGAGCUAUAGCUAGAGAAUGUAAGUUUAAUGGAAGUAGAAAUAAAAAAUGGUGAAACGCACCCGUACGCACAUGCUGGACUGUGGCAAAUAGUACGAUGUAAAGUUUGAUUUUUUUAGUGAAAAAAGAAGGAAUUUAGGGGAAAGUCCGCGUUUAUGAAACGAGAGUAGAGUAAUGCGCGAUUGAAGUUCACUGAGUUUGAUUUUUUUUCCUGUCAACGCAAUGAAAAAAAAAGCUGGCCGUUAAUGCGAAAUCACAGUCCCAUUUGCUGCUUUCGAGGGGGCCGAAAUGGAACCAAACACGCCGCUUGAAGUAGAAAGUUUGUAUGGUUCACUUCACUUGUGAACCAAGAAAAAAGGAGUUGAAUAUAUUGCAUUUCUCGUAACGCCGGCGAUACACAAUGCCAAAGUUUAGCAUUUCGGUGACUAAUCGGAAGCACGUACUUCAUCCGUAAACAAUCUCCAAUACACGAUAAAAUAGUACACCCUCUCAUUUCCUCCCGUCAAACAAAUGAACAAAAAAAGCAAUGGUUUAGUGACAAGAGAAUAAUUUAUAUACAAAAUUUUAAUUUACAGAAAACUGAGAAAUAAAUCGAUGAAGAUUAAAUUAUUGAUUAAAGCAAGAAAGAGAAAUCAACUACAUUUCUUGAGGUACAAAUUAAAGUCUGAUUUAUAUAAAGUUCCUCCCCCAAAACUUUAGGAAUAUACCGAUUCAAUCAUUUAUGUUUGCUUGAGUGCAAGCGCGAAUUGAGCAGUAAGUGAGUGGAAGUAAGGUGAACGUCCUAGUGUGAGAGGGGCACUCACAUGCACACAUACAACAGUUGGCCACAAACAAAGGAUUAAGGAAAAACGAACCUGCAAUACAAAAUAGUAGCGUUAUUUUUAGCGGUAAAUUCGUUGAUUUAUGAGAUAAGUUUUUUUUUGUUUUUAGCAGAACAAAAAGAAGAAGAGAGCAAGUGAUUCUUUGUUUGAAUUCAUUCAGUUGAACUCAGCCGGUUUGGAAUGUAAAACACUGAAAAAAAAAGAAAUUAGACACUCAUACACAUACCAUACACACAGACACAAUCAUGCAACCACACAGCAUCAAAAAAGAAACAGAGCAAAACCUGUCAAUAGAUAGUAAUUUUUUAAACGAAGAAAUGCAAACAGAUAUUUUAAAUUUAAAUGCAUACCAGCUAUUAUUUUUAUUUAUUUUCCCUCCGUGUUUUUAUAUACAAACAAUAGAAGAGACCGUUAGUAAACAAAAUGAAGAAGAAAAAAACAGAAAGAAUGAACGAGAUUAACAGACGAACGUAAUCCGCGCAACUUAGCAAACAUAGGAAUACAAACUAAGAAAACAAAAAAGUCGUUAAGUGGAAGAAAAGCAAAAACCCAAUAGAUUUUAUUUAUUUAUUCAAGCACACGCCCACAGACGAUUAAAAACAACGCAAAGAUAUAAUCGGGAGCAGAGUUGCGAAAUCACCGGAAAUAAAAGGAAACAGAAGAGACAAAAAAAGAGUAAUAGAGAGCGCGAGAAAGAGAACGAGAGAAAAACCAAAUUGUACAUAGUAAAUUAAUUUAUUUUUAUUAAUAUUUAGUAUUAGUUGUAACGUUUUUUUAGUGGAUAAAGGCAAAGGCAAACGAACUCAGUAGGGCCGAGAUUUCCUUUUGUUUGUUCGUAACCAUGCGCCGGCAAAAAUCGUACGACCACAAUUCCCUAUCUCUACCUUAGCUACAACUCAGUGUUACGUGUGAUUUGGUUUAGCGGGAAGGGUAAUGCCUUCCAAAGCAGACGCACUACAUGCCAACGUUCCGAUCUUAGCGGACAGAUUACAACAAAAAAAAAACAACUGCGUUUGGUUUGCGUAAGCCCUGGGGGUUUCGAGCCGUUGUAAUGCCAAUUCUCAUUACCUAGAAUGGAAUUCCAUUGUAAGAUUGAACUCAUUUAUUCCAUUUUAUGCCGUUAGGUGACGAUUUUUUCUCGAAAAGUCUGCUCUGCCUAAUGUUUGGGCCACGAAAUGUCAUUUUUAUUUGACUAAAGCCUUUAUUUCGAAGUUAAUAUUCUUUAAUGAGUUAGAGUACACUGACGGGUAAAGAUCUUGGUUUGAUAAACUAAACUGUCUCUUUAAACUACUAAACCAAAAAAAAGUUUGGGAAAUUGUGUUUAAAAUCAAUAAACAUACCAUACAGUUACCAUCCACCGUGCACUUAAGAAAAAGUCAUACUUUGUAUUAUCAUAAAAAAAAAUUUCAACUAUUUUCUCACGGAAUUUUAGCCAUCAGAUAUGUUAGCUAAUACUUCUUCCAUGAAAAAUAUAUGAGACAGUUAAAUUUCUCAAAAAACUUUAAUACUGGACAAAAAAUAUGCCAACUCUUGGGCGCCAUUUACCGCUCAUCACAAUCAGAAGGUACCCAUUCACCUCUCAUGCGUGAGCCAUUCACCGCUCACUUUGAGGUUCAUAAGUAUUUGUCAGGUAAAAUUCAAUUUUAUAGGAAACUUGUUUAUUAAAUUUUUAGUACUUACAGAUGAUUAUCACGACUUGAUUUUACAGUGGUUUUCUUUUUAAAUUGAGCUUCUUUAUUUGGUGUUUUGCGCUUUAGUGUUUGUGUGCGUUUAGCUUUUUUUAGUGACUCUUUAUCGAGCUUUCGUUUUCGUCUCUCUAUGCGUUUUUUCACCUUUAGUUCCUCCGCAGCUUGCUUUUUUUUCUCUUUCGCAUCCAUAUAGGCCAUAAACUCUUCACUAGUAGCUACUGACGGUAGACUUGUGGCCAUUUUGGCUCGUGUCCCGCGAUUUUCAGUAGCAGGCAUAACGAAAACUUCGUCGAAACAAUCCUUUGCAUCAAUAACUAAAUCCUUUUCUUCCCCAGUAUUUAUUUUAUCUGCCAAAGUGUUUGUAUAACUGGUGUCUUCAAGUUGAGUAGGUAUGUCAGCGCCUUCCAAAACAGUUGUAUUUUUAUCUUCAUCGUCGAAUCCUAGAAAAUCCUCGCUGUAGCUGCUUCGUUCGUCCUGUUGGUCUGGAUGUAACUUUGCCCGUAUGUACCGCCAUACCUGAUACAGAUUUUUAUCUUCUAGUGGUACAUGCCAGGAGUCCGAUUUUAUUUGUCGUUCAAACUCUGCUUUCUGCUCU